AUGAGUGAAAUAUACGUCCAUCCACAAAAAGGUGUGGAUGAGGAUUCUACAAAAGGUACAAAAGAGUCACCAUACAAAACUGCUGGUUACGCUUUGUUCAAAAACCCAGAUGCUAAGUUAUUUACCUUCAAGGAAGCAGAUGGAAAGGAAGAUUACUUUGAGAUAUCAUCAUCUGCAUUGAAGAAGGCCAAGAAGAUUAGUCAGUCAUUGAAAAGAAAGCAGGAAAAGAAGAAGAAGCUUGAAGAACAGGAGGCCAAACGUGCGGCCGAAGAAAGUGCCAAAUUACAAGCUGCAAAGAAGAUCGUUAUCAAGGAAGAUAAAACACUUCCCCAGGCAAAGAAGAUCAAGAUCAAGGAUAUUGCUAACUACAUCGGAAAACGUGUUGAAGUGCAUGGAUGGGUGCACAGAUUGAGAAUUCAGAAGGGUCAUGCUUUCAUUAUUUUGAGAGACGGUAGCGGAUUUUUGCAGUGUGUUCUCACGGGAGAUCUAGCCAAUGCAUACCAGACGUUGACUUUAACUGUUGAGUCAUCGCUUGCUGUCUUCGGUACGAUCAACAAGCUUCCAGAGGGAAAAUCUGCCCCAGGUGGUGUUGAGGCUUCUGUUGAUUACUACAGAAUCAUCGGCCUUGCACCUUCCGGAAAGGACUCGUUCACCAACAAGAUCCAGGAGGGUACCGAUCCAAAUCUUUUGCUCGACAGAAGACACUUGGCGUUGAGAGGUGAGACACUUUCUGCAGUGAUGAAGGUUCGUGCCAAGGCUCUUGCUGCGGUUAGAAGAUUCUACCAGGAGGAAGACCUCACAGAAGUUACUCCACCUUGCAUGGUUCAGACACAGGUUGAAGGCGGUUCGACAUUGUUCAGUAUGAACUACUAUGGUGAGAAGGCUUACCUGACCCAGUCCUCUCAGCUUUACUUGGAAACCUGUCUUCCUGCUCUUGGUGAUGUUUUCUGUAUUCAGGAAUCUUUCAGGGCCGAGAAAUCUCACACUAGAAGACAUCUCUCUGAGUACACGCAUAUUGAGGCAGAGCUUCCAUUCAUUACUUUCGAGGACUUGCUCGAUCACAUCGAAAAGUUCGUCGUACACAUUGUCAAAUACAUAAUGGAAGAUCCGGUUUCUGGUGCUCUCGUGAAGAAGUUGAAUCCAGGCUUUGUGAUGCCAAAGGAGCCAUUCAAGAGACUGCAGUAUGUUGAGGCUUUGGACUGGUUGAACGAGAAUGGCGUUUUGAACGAGGAUGGAACACCAUUCAAGUUUGGAGACGAUAUCCAGGAGGCUGCCGAGAGGAAGAUGACCGAUACUAUUGGUGUUCCAAUUCUCUUGAUCAGAUUCCCAGUGGAGAUUAAGUCAUUCUACAUGAAGAAGUGUGCCGACGAUCCACGUGUUACUGAAUCGGUCGAUCUUUUGAUGCCUACCGUUGGUGAAAUCAUGGGUGGUUCCAUGAGAAUUGAUGGUAAGGAUGAGCUUCUUAAAGGAUUUAAGAGAGAGGGUAUCGAUCCAACCAACUACUAUUGGUUCACUGAUCAGAGGGUUUAUGGUACAUGUCCUCAUGGAGGAUACGGUUUGGGAUCCGAGAGGUUGCUAGCAUGGCUCUGCAACAGGUUCACUGUUAAGGAUUGCUCGUUGUAUCCACGUUUCAUGGGUAGAUGCACUCCAUAG
Brettanomyces bruxellensis is the source of this 1653-nucleotide messenger RNA. It is a transcript of the gene DED81, whose product is annotated as asparagine--tRNA ligase. Lineage: Eukaryota; Fungi; Ascomycota; Pichiomycetes; Pichiales; Pichiaceae. Gene Ontology annotation, biological process: asparaginyl-tRNA aminoacylation. The coding region runs from base 1 to 1653 and encodes 550 amino acids. Gene Ontology annotation, cellular component: cytoplasm. Gene Ontology annotation, molecular function: ATP binding; asparagine-tRNA ligase activity; nucleic acid binding. The transcript has a single exon. The record is from RefSeq and is a predicted model, not a curated record.